AUGGGCUUCAAGGUUAUAAUCGCCGGAGGCAGCGUGUCAGGCCUGUCUCUGGCGAACAUGCUGGAGAAGUUCAACAUAGACUACGUGCUCUUGGAGGCGUAUCCUGAAGUCGCACCCCAGGUUGGCGCAAGUAUUGGCUUGUUACCCAAUGGGUUUCGAAUUCUCGACCAAAUUGGCUGUUACGAACCCAUUCGCAAUAUUUCAAAUGAAUUCUACCUGAAAGCCACAAUUCGAGGAUCGAAUGGCGAGCUUAAAGCAAAGAACUCUGAAGCCACAGUUCAACACACGGAAGAACGACUUGGUUACCCUUCAAUCUUCAUCGACAGACAAAUGCUCCUCCAGGUCCUCUACGACAAUCUCCAACACAAAGAUAGAGUUCUCACGAAGAAAAGAGUGUCUCGAAUUGACAUUGUCAAGGGGGGAGUCCAAGUCCAUACGGAAGAUGGCUCUCUCUUUGAAGGAGACAUUAUCGUCGGUGCUGAUGGUAUCCAUAGCACCGUAAGGGAGGAGAUGUGGCGUAUAGGACAUAAAGAAAGCCCGGGCUACUUUCCUCCUGACGAACAUUCCCGUAAGAAGUCCCCCUUGAACUUUCCCUUGGGGGUUCCCGUCGACACAAAAUGCAUUUUCGGUAUCUCCAAACGCCCCAGUGGGCUUCCGCCCCUCACCCAACAAAUGGUGCAACACGCUGGGCGAAGUUACCUCAUCGUUCACGCGCCUGGUAACAGGACAUACUGGUUCUUGUUCAAGGGCAUCGACAAGACCUUGCGCGGAAAGGAGAUCCCCCGAUACACUAAGCAGGACCUGGAAGACUUGGCCAAAGAGCACCUGGACGACAAGAUUUACGAUGACGUGACGUUUGGAGCCAUUUACAAGAACCGCAUUAUGUCAACUCUGGUCCCCCUAGAGGAGUACGUUUUCGACAAGUGGCAUUACCGGAGGAUUAUUACGAUUGGCGAUGCCAGCCACAAGAUCGAUCCUCUUUCAGGCCAAGGAGGCAACGGCGCCAUCGAAGCUGCAGCACUGCUGGUAAACUCACUCACAAAUAUGCUGGAGAAGAACCCCGACAGUCCAUCGGAAGCAGAAAUCACCAAGGCAUUGGCAUACGUUCACGAGGUGCGACAUGCAAGAGCCAAGGGUCUCGUGCAGCAAGCCCACGAUCUGCAAAUGAUUCUGAUGGGGAAAUCUCCCAUUUCCAAAUUCGUUAUCCACGUUCUUAUGCCGAUCCUGGGAGAGGAGAGCUUCCUCAAGAUGGCUAUUCCCAUCUCCGCAGCUAGCCAUCAUAUCGAGAGGCUUCCUGUUCCAUAUAGGCCCAGAUUAGUCCCGUACGAUGAUGAGCUGCCGGCUAAGCCCAUUAAGAGCAAUGUGGGCUCUUGGGCGUCUUGGAUCUUGUCGGUCGGAGCUUUGGGAUCGUUGUUGUACCAGACCGCCCAACCAGUGGGAAUCUCGGCCGUAGCGCGCUCGUUUGCGGCUCUCCAAACGGUUCUACCUGGUGCAUCAAACGUUUUCAACCUUUCUACACAAUUCCUUGGAUUGCUUGGGGCAGCGGUUGCUGAAAACCCAGUGCAGACCAUCCAACUCCGCACCAACCUUCUUUCGGCCCUCACGCUUUGGUUCGUCGAGGGAAGCCGUCGUGGCAAUCUUCUUGCUAUUCCAGCAUGGCCGACAGCUGCUGUCGCUGCUUACUCUUUUCUCGGACCCAACGCCGUAAUGCCGUCUUUGUGCCUCACAAAUGUCCUGACGGCGUCUAACGACAUUCCUGGUCGCCACGUGCCAACCAACACCGCAAAGUCUGUCUUGCCUGCGGUCAUCUUGGGCUACGGUAUCCCUACUCUUUUGGCAUCUUUGCCUAUCCAGAACCCUCAGCUCCGCCAAACCGUCAACGUCGUCGCCAGCGCUGCCCCGUUGCUGUCUGCGGCCUUGCUGAAGCUGUUGCCCUCGGCCAUUAAAACCGUCAAGAACGCCAUCAACCCGCCAAAGGCAGACGUGAAGAUUGAGCAGCACGAGUCGGAAGAGUUCCUCGACAUGUACAAGAAGACGGACGUGGCGCCGCUCAAACUCACCUACUCCGUUACCGCCACGGUCUGUGCCGUUGCUCACAUUGCGGGCUUGAUCUACACAACCUUCGAGUCACCCUCCGCAACAGGAUCGGCCAGCUUGUUUUCUGGAAGCACUGCAAUGUUUGGCUUGGCCUCUGCCACACUCUCUUCGUAUCUCGCAUAUGAUAUGCGCGUUCGUGGUUUCGUUACCAACAAGCAGUCUUUGACUGCGGCCCUGGCUUCUGCUGCUGGCAGCGUCCUUGUCGGACCUGCUGCUGCACUUUCCGGAUUCUUUUACUGGCGUGAGCAUGUUGUUUCCAGCUUGGGACAGUAG
Messenger RNA from Colletotrichum truncatum, 2370 nucleotides. Lineage: Eukaryota; Fungi; Ascomycota; Sordariomycetes; Glomerellales; Glomerellaceae. The record is from RefSeq and is a predicted model, not a curated record.